CCGCUUCGUCCGGGAGACAGGCUUACAGAAGAAGAAGUCAGGAUCUGGUGCCGAAGAUGGAGCCACAUGGCAAUAUUUGGAAGCCAUGGAUUUUAUGCGAGACUUCGUUGCUCCUCGAAAAACAUUUUCCAAUCUGGAUUUUACUUCACAGGAGGAGGAAAUAAACGGCAUCAGCCCGUGCAACGUGACCGAAACCUCUUAUUAUGAGGAGUAUGAAGUAAGCUCUCCUCUUCCUUCUGUUCCGGCAAACGACACGGAGCAGUCCAACAGCGCAAAAAAAAAUAAACGGCGUCGUGUAGAAGACGAGGCGAACGAGAGGUUCGGAUCACUAUGCGUGGCGGUCAAUGAAUUUGUUGGCUCCAAAUCCGAAAGCUUUAAUAAUAGCCGCAAUUUUGAGUUUUAUAAAGUUCUGGACAGCUAUGUAUUGAAACAUCCGGAGCAGGCCCAAUCAAAGUUGUGAUACUCAACUAUGUUUUCAACUAUAAUUGCGGCAAUUAUUAAAGCUUUCGGAUUUGGUAUUUUAUAAAAUUAAAUAAGUGUUUUUGCCAAAAUUCCACAGAUACACUUGUGACCAGCCAGCA
Molecule: messenger RNA, 581 nt
Organism: Rhagoletis zephyria (snowberry fruit fly)
Lineage: Eukaryota; Metazoa; Arthropoda; Insecta; Diptera; Tephritidae
Source: RefSeq, a predicted model, not a curated record